Molecule: messenger RNA, 3577 nt
Organism: Portunus trituberculatus (swimming crab)
Lineage: Eukaryota; Metazoa; Arthropoda; Malacostraca; Decapoda; Portunidae
Product: McKusick-Kaufman/Bardet-Biedl syndromes putative chaperonin-like
Exons: 6
Coding region: 911-3091 (726 amino acids)
Biological process (GO): developmental process; protein folding; cilium assembly
Cellular component (GO): nucleus; kinociliary basal body; cytoplasm
Molecular function (GO): ATP binding
Source: RefSeq, a predicted model, not a curated record
UCGUCGUGUAGUGCCACCUUGCGGUGGGUUCCGGGAACAUUGCGUCUAGAAAGACAAUGACACCCAAUCCUACAACGACCCUACCAAGAAGACACAGAUGCCAUAUUAGGAGUGUUGCUAUAUGAUAACAGUGAUAUUAAAAACACCAAAGACAUAUUGUUCGAAUUUUGGACCAAAAGACAAAGAAAGAAAAGAAAUAUGCAAAACUAAUAAACAUACAGUGAAUAAAACAACAGUAAAUAAAUAGAAAACAACAAAAAACCCGGACCGACAGAAAAACGGAACAGGAAGGGCCGUUCCAAAAGCCACUACUUCCGACAACUACCAGAACUAGGUCUUACUGUUGAAAGCUGUUCUUCAUGCUUGAUUGAUAAACAGACGCCUUGAAAAAAAACAACAACAAUAUAAUGUAGUAUAAAAACAAUAUGGUUAUACUUAAGUAUUAUAUGAUUGAUUAUGUAAAAAGUUAUGUUCUUCACGGAAGUUUGUCCGUCACGACCCAAGAGUAUUUCCUUGCUCAUGCUCAGGCUUGCUUUGUCACCGGUCGUCACUAGUCAGUGUCAUAUCCUGCUUCAGCCAACUUGAGAAUCCCAUCACCUAUAUAUAAUUCACAUGUUGGUGUAGUGAAGAUGGUGGUUAAUGCUGAGAGUAUCAGGAAGUACCACCACUAGCAGCCAAAAUCAUCCAAGUCCACUUCUGAAGUUCCAAGAAAUUGGGAACUAAAACAAAGAAGAGGUUUGGAGAAACAUACCCCUGCAGAUUCGAGAGAUGGGGACUGGAAUGGGUCGUGCACGGGAAUUUCUACGCCGCAACAUUGUCUUGGUAGUGAUGGUUCCUGUGUUAGUGGGUGUCCACUUUGGGUGGCAGAAAAUACAGGACAUUGAAAUGUUUGUACCAAAGCAGCAACGCCAUGACCUCCCUGUUAUUGAGGGUGCCAGAUACCUUAGGGAAGGGAUGGAAAAGAAACUGGGACUUAAGAAAGAAGAGUAGCAGGCCAUUUAUUCCCUUAGCAGAAAAGAUGUCAGGUGUGGUGGUAGAAGGGGAUCGUGUGAAAGGAGUGUUUUGUCAUAGUGUGAAUCAUCCAUCUUGCUUGUCCAUGCUGAGUAGCUAUCGGAAGCUGCUACUUUCUGCUUAUGGACCAAAGGGCUGUUCUGUUUUGAUUAGCAAUGCUGUAGGUAGGGAGGCAUUAGUAUCAUCUUCAUCAGAAAUUGUUAAAGAACUAUCUUUUGCUCAUCCUACCACAAAAUAUAUCAAUGCACUAAUCAGUGCUCAAAAUUCCUCUUGUGGUCUUAAUGGUCUAUAUACUGGCCUUCUUUGUGUCGGACUGCUGGAGGAAGCUCUGAAGUGUGAGGAAGAGAUGUCACACCCAAUUGUCAGUUAUGUGUCAGAGUGGAUAAUUUCACAGUUCAUUGAACAGCUGGACCAAUUCCCAUCACAAGUGGUGAUGGAACUGGACAUUGAGGAAAUGGAUCAAGUGGUUUCUUUUGUGAAAACAAUAAUAGGAGCCAAAAGUUCUCUAGGUCUCACCAAGUCUGAAGCCAGUGACCUUAGCAUCAAUAUAGUUCGUGCAUUCCUCAAGAGCAUUCCUAGUGAAUACAUGCAUAAUGGCUUUGGACAUGUCUCCAUUGCAACACAGGAGGAGGGACCAUCCUCCCCAGGAGCCAUCUUUGAAGGUUUGUUGUAUCGGAAUCCUGAUAUCUCUCUAAACAGAGUGGAGGAGAUUGGAGCACUUGGUGAGAUUAGGGUGUUGCUUUUCACAGUGGCACUGUCUUAUAUAGAAGAGACAACUUCUGUUGCCUGGGGAGGGCCAGGGACCAAGGAAGAUAACUUUGGUUCCUUAGUCCUGGCCAGUCUCAUGUCUGUACUAAAGAAGAGGAAUAUCAGCAUCAUAGCCAACCAAAAACCUGUGCAUCCAGUACUCAAGUUUGAAUUGGAGCGUACUGGCUGCCUAGUACUGGAAAGGCUUGGCACUAGUGCAACUGAAUCACUAAUAAGAGUUAGUGGGUGCAGGUCUGUCAGCAACCUCAGUAACUUGCCAGGUGAGCUGAAUGAUGCUGUUCUGGGAAUACUGACCUCAACACAGAAUGUGGUCUUAAAUAACAAGAACUACAUUCUGUUGAACAACAGUGAGGGAUGUGUGUCAACUCUCUUGUUACCCACAAUCUCCAGUCCGAGUAUUCUACCAACGCUAAAGGAAACUACCAAGAGCUGCUUGGCUGCUUUACGGAUGGCUGUGGUGGAUCGGCGGAUAGUGUGUGGCGGAGGCUGCCUAGAGGCCUGGGCUGCGACCACUGUUACUCAUCUCAUCACCACCAAUGCUCAGCUCCUCACUCAACUUGCUGGUGCUUCUCCUUAUCACAUCUUUAAGGUUGGAAAUAUUUUUGUCCGUACCUUGAUGGAAUUGGCUCUGUACCUUAGUGGAGGAUCUUCAAAUAGAUUUGAUUGGUCAGUGGACACAGUGUUUCAUCACCUAUGGCACACUCCAUCACAUUUGCUGAAAAAUGGAGAUGUAUCCAGCACUGCCUUGCCAGCCAAUCCUCCACAACAUUGUGUGUGUGGCUUGGUGACACAGGAGGUUCUCCGAUACAAACACAAUGGUUGGUGGAAACCUGUAGAGUUUCAGCUUUCAGAUCAUCUCCCAACUUUUCCCUCCCAACAAAAGGGGAAUGAUCAAAAGUCAGGUAAGUGCAAAUCAAGUCUUGAGGUGUCCUGUAGUAAGGAAAGCGAGAGUGAGGCUGAAUCCUUGGGCCAGUGUACAGAGGACAGCUUGGAGGCUUGUGGAAACAGUAGUGAUGAGGAUGUAGACAGUUUGGAGAAGACACCUCAUAGCUUGGAAGAAGAAAUAGACAGUCUUGAGGGAAAGUUAGAAAGUUUUGAUAUUGAGGAAUAUGAUAGCUUAGAGGAUAUUUUAGACAGAUAUGCUAGGCCAAGAGAUGAUGGUGAGGAAUGCAAAGUGCCUGAAGCUAAACUUGAAGAGCAUGUUUCUGGAGCACUGUAUGACAGCUUUGCUGCAAAGUUUAAUGCCACAAGACUGGCUCUUGAGGGUUUCACACAGUUGCUACAUAUUGGUCAAUGCAUAUUUGAUAAAUGAAAUUUAGAACUUGCACUCACAAAUUACUCAUCAUGACCACUAUAGUUAUUUGAAAGGCAAUUUAUAUUUUGAUGCAGGUCAUCCUUAGUCAUUGGAUAAAUUUUGAAACUUGAUAAGAAGUGAAACCAUGUCUUUAAAAGUCUGGUCUGAUACCAUUUGGUUUAUAAGUUAAAGAUUUGGGCAGUUUGAUGCUCAGCUGCAUUUUAAUGGUUAAUCCUAAUACAAAUCAGUCCCCCAGGCUUACAUUAUUAGUCCAGCCAGGUAUUAGAAGUUUCCAGUAAGCAGCCUUGAGAAAUUAGAAUCUUUAUUCUAAAAAGGAUAACAAAAAAAUCUUUACACUGUGUAUAAAAUAUAUGGAAGUCUACCUUGGUUAAAAGAUCAUUUAAUGAAAUUAUGUAUUUCAAAACCUGCAAAUUAAAGUAUGUGCUGGUGUAUAUAAAUGUACAUAACAUAUAUAUGUAGGUUUUCUAUAAAUGUAAUACUGUA